AUGAUUGAAUGCCACUCACCUUCAGUAACUGUCAAUCUUGGCCACAGAACGAAGAUGUAUUUCAUUACAUCGAAGCCUUUUUGGGUUGUUUUAGUGGCCUGCCUUCCAUGCCUCCGUUGUGCACACGUUAUGAAGUCUGUGUCGGGCGCAGACUCCAUGGACACUUACAGGAGCGUGGUUUCUGAAGGACUGUUUUCUUCUGCGUCGAUGAGAGAGGAGCGUGCCCUUCCUUGUCCUUCCGACGUCGACGUGGCGCCCUGCGUGUGUUCCUUCGACGGCGCUUCCCUCGACCUCGACUGCAGUUCGGUGAAGGACCUUGACGACCUGGCGAGGGUGUUCCAGGCGGACUUCCCCUUCUCGUCGUUCACGUCCCUCGCCAUCGCCGACAACCCGCACCUCGUGGGAGAGCUUCCGGGAGGGAUCUUCGGCCCGGUCACGUUCCAGAACAUCACCCUCGUGCGCACGAACCUCAGCGCCGUCUCGGACAAAGCCUUCGCGAGCUCGGCCUCCAGGCUGCAGCUCCUCGACCUCGGAUCCAACGCCCUCACGAGCUUUCCCUUCGAGACGCUGGGAGACUACUUCCUCCUUCAGCACCUCGACCUCAAGAGAAAUCGGCUUGGCAGAAUUUUGGACUUAGAAAGCUCAAGCUUGGAAUACUUAAAACUUGACAGCAAUCCUCUGCUUGAAUUGACCGCAACGACUUUUGCAAACGCGCGAUAUCUCAGAGCGCUCUAUCUGAACGACGUCAGCCUUAAGGGAGUCCCCGUCGGACUGUUCGACAGCCUGAACCACCUGCAGGAGCUAUACCUGAUGGGCAAUCAGAUCCAGACCCUAAGCAGCGGUACAUUCAACCUUAACAGCAAGAGUCUGAUCAUCGUGGCCCUCGCUGGAAAUGCCAUCAGUCAGGUGGAACCAAAUGCUUUCGGAACAAGCCUUUCGCACACCGUUACCUUGGACUUCCGUGCUAACUCUUUGGCUGAUCUCCCCGAGUCCACAUGGCGCCCCAUGAUCGCUAUUUUAGGCUCCGGUUCCCUUCUCAUCGAUGGCAACAGCUUGACAUGCGGAUGCAACCUGUGCUGGCUGAUGCAAGACGCGACGUUACUGAGCCAUACCUCGGGAGGCAAGUGCAGCUCGGGAGAGUACCUUGACGAGAUCAACACGGACUAUUGUGAUUUCUUCUGUUUUAUGGAUUGA
Molecule: messenger RNA, 1194 nt
Organism: Penaeus vannamei (Pacific white shrimp)
Lineage: Eukaryota; Metazoa; Arthropoda; Malacostraca; Decapoda; Penaeidae
Product: oplophorus-luciferin 2-monooxygenase non-catalytic subunit
Cellular component (GO): plasma membrane
Molecular function (GO): protein binding
Source: RefSeq, a predicted model, not a curated record